Molecule: messenger RNA, 5371 nt
Organism: Spirodela intermedia
Lineage: Eukaryota; Viridiplantae; Streptophyta; Magnoliopsida; Alismatales; Araceae
Source: the annotation of a GenBank genome assembly
AUGUACCUGAAGGAGCCGUGGAGCGAGGGGGGCGACGGCGACGGCGGCGGCGGUGGGGCGGCGUCGGCAGCGGUGGCGGGGUUUGGCCAGCCUCCGCUGCAGCGUGACGAUGAUUCGGCAUCGGUGGGGGAGCUGGUGGCGGCCCUCAGCCGGCGGAGGAUGUACCGGGAGGUGACCCUGUCACUCCGCUCCGGCUUACGGGACGCUGCCGCGGAGUUUUCCUUCCUCCGGCUCAGGGGCCUGCGUAAACUGCUAAAGUCCCUCCAGUCUAUCGCUGGCAACGAUGCGGCAAUCGCCCUUUUCUGCCAGUCCCAGUCCAUUCCUGAACUACAAGGUCCCCGCUCUCUCUCUCUCUCUCUCUCUCUCCCUUUUAAUAUCUUUGAAGAGACGCACACAACCACGCUCACAUUUCUAUGUAAUACCUAGAUUCACAUUAUUGCUUUAUGUUUGUAUCUAAUGAUUCAAAUUUUCGAAAAUUGUUGAUUGAAAGUAGUCCACACGGGUCAAGUUUUGGCCGUGUCAACAAUGCCAAUUGUUAGCUGCACGGUGCUUGAACUUGCCAUUUCGGUGGAAUGCCAUGGCCAUCAGGUUGAAAGAGUUCUGAUGCCAUAGCCUUAGGUGUCAUCGGGGACCACAAGACCGUAUUCGCCCAGUAAUUUGACAAUUCGUCCCCAGGUUACAGCGCUAGUGUUCUUGGUUGUUCUCAGCGAGUCUGGGUAGAUUACUCACGGAGGAAUCCAUAUGAUUGGGAAGAGGCAGUGGGGUGCAAUCUGGGAAGAACUGUUUGUAAGAGUAUGUGGAGUAGACGUGAGAUAUGGAGAUGAAAUUUUAGAGUUGGAAUCUUUAAGUGAGCAUCAGAGAAGUUGCACUGUGAAAUUGGAUGGGGAUAUUUAACUCAAGGAAGAGAAGUAUGAUAAGAAAAUUAUGAAAAGUUUGUUGAUCCUUUAUACCUCUGAUGCAGCACCCUGAACACGUCUCUGUAGUAAAAGUCGUGAGUUCGACACCACAUGGGGGCCAAAAGCAAGAAGAUGGGUGCAAAAACAUCUUGCAAGCACUUCCAAGGAUUUGGUGGCAAUAGUUGGGUCUUCGUAUCAUCCAAACGACUGGAGUGGGAGAGUCAGAGCCGAAAAGAGGAUUCCUCACUUCUUUCUUUCAUUCAUAACCGUGCGUGAGACUUUCUUCUCGCUUUAGACUAGAAUAGACUAGAAAUCCCUGGGCCUUUUUACUAAUACCUAUAUGUUAUAUCAUUUAGCAGAUCCUCUCGCUUUCUUCCUUCCCGUUUUUAGUUCUUAGUAUAAUGUAAUCCAUUUUGGUAUCGACCAGAUCCUACACUUCCCUGGUAAAACAUCACUUAGGAAGAAAGAUCCUUGUCUAAGUCGAUUAGCUACUCCUGGUCUUAAAGUCUGUCAUUAGGUGAGUUAAACCCAUCUCGGACCCUAUGCAGGGUGUCCUAUCCUAUCCAGCAUCAAACAGUCCUCAAUGCUUUGUUCUUUUUUUUCAUUUGAUCUUUACAACCCUUUUGUGAGUUCCAAACCAAAAUAAGAGGACAAUCGUUUACCUAUUGUAAGAUGCAAGUUUUCUUCAUUUUUCAGGAAGAAGAUAGAAAUAGGCUAUUUCAAUUUCUCACUUUCACCAUAAGGGAACUAUGAUAAACAUAAUGCAAAUGAAGCUGUUGAGCAUGGAUUUGUCACUAAUCUACAGACCUGGCGGCAUAUGAUCCUCCACCUUACUGUCAUAACCAUCGAAGGAAAGUAGAAUCUUCCUAUAAUUAGGGCUUGCCAUAUUUUGUACAAUGUGUUGAAGCUCCAUCAAUAAUAGCCUACUUAACAAUCUCAAAGAACAUAAAAAUGAUCGGUUGUUUUUAGAUGAGAAUUCAAGAUCGAAUCACUGUUUUAUCAUUUACAUUUUUCAAUUAGGUGAUUACUUUGAAGCCCUCAACAAUGGUGCAAAGGUUAUGAAUUAAGGAGAAACAUGUUUGCAGGAUUGACUGUUUAGAAACAAAAGAUGAAGGGAUCAAUGUCACUUAUUUCAAAUGAGAUAAAAAAAUAGCUCAGAGGAUUAUAGCACGUGGCUACGAACCACGGUGUCGGGGGUUCUAAUCCUUAUUUAACUGAUCAGUUUAGUUGAUGGCGAAGUUUAUUUAAACCUGGUUUAUAGACUUCGCCAGUUCGUCUGAUUUUCCUUCGCUAAGGCUUAGAGUGACAAUGUAAUAAUUUUCUGACUUAACUAAAGGCCAUGUGUAAAUUGCCAAAAUCCUUAAUCUUGUGGGAGUGCUGAGUGGAGUUCGCAACUUGAAAAUGGUGUCACGUUGUCUUCUAACAGAUUAUAUAUCCUCUAAAAUAUGAGUCCUGUAGGCUUUUCUUGUGUUCAAGUGACGAUCCAGGCCAAGGCGUCAUUUUAAUUAUAGAAGGUACUGGCUUGGGGAUAUGAAGGUUUUCAGGCUACUGAAUCAAUUUGAAUCAAUUCACCUUAUUAAAGUAAAAUGACUUUUUUAUGGCAGUGGAUGAUUGACAUUUUCUGCCGUUCAACAACAGCGAAAUGUGUAAAACUGAUUGCUUUGCAUAGUUUAGGGUUUCUGAUGUUCAGAUAAUUCAUUUUUCUACCGUAAGUGCUGUAAAUUUGGUUUGUUAUAUCUACGUUUUUGAGGUGCAAUCUCCGACCUAUUUUUCCCACAAUAUCUUUCCUCAAGUAAUAGUUCUUUUACUAAUUGACCUUUAUGAUGUCUAACAGUGGUUCCUGUUCUAUUUCAAAACACUCUGAGGCAAUCAAAAGAUCAGCCUAAAUUGAAGUUGGAUCAUAUAUUUGGAGUAGAACCUUUGAAAAUAAAUAGUCCGGCAACAGACUCGGAAAUGGCCCUAGCUCUCAGGGUUCUGGAAGGAUGUUGUCUGAUUCAUAGACAGAGCAGAGAUUUGGCUCAGCACCACAAUGGAAUAAAGGUAGAAAAUGAUGUGCAUGUAAUCUCGUGAAUUCUCAAUAUCAGUCCAGAAAAAAUAUUCUUUUUUUCUUAAUUUUCCUUUUCGAGAAAAAUUUCUAUGACACUCAUUAUUCCAUUGAAUUCGAACGAGGGGAUCCAACUGUGUCACGUUUAUCCUUGUCUGGACUUACUUGGGGAGUAAUUGUUCAUUCAUUUUAUCUUAACUACCUUCAAAUUUCAGUUAAAAGUAUCUUUUUUCAGUCGUUUUUUAUGUUUUUGUAAAAGUUUUUCUCUUUUAAUUUUUUCCUAUAUUUGAUAGCGCACUGGAAUUUGUGUCUUCAUGAGCAGCUUUGUAUAAUUAAUAUCAUCCUUUCCGUCUCUAAUGACGAACUCAGUUAUCCCAGGUUACCGAUCUUUCCAAGGAAGCCAACCACCUGUUUGCUUUUCUACUGUCAAACAUUGGCUUAAUUUGUAUCCAUCAGGAAAGUUUGGAAUUUGAUUAUUUCGAAAAACAUUAGUGAUAAUGAUCAGCUCUGCUUCUUUUAAAACCUUAUUUACAUAAUAAUGAGCCGCUCCUAGAUUUAAUUGUCGUUUGCUAUGUCCUCAGUUUCGAACAAUUCGAUGUCUGAAACGUUUGACUUUGCAGGUUCUUGUAAAUAUACUAUCGACUCGAGGAGCACUCGAACAGGGAGCAUGCCUGGACGCUUUUCUAUCAUUAAUGGUUGAUUCUUCUGCCAACCAAAGGGUAUCCUAUCGUUUAGUAGAAACUUCUUGUGCAUCCAUUCUCUAUUAAAAUAUCCCCAUUUCCCCUAUUGUCCUUUAUAGAAUAGAGUUUAUUGAUUUUUUUCUUUCCUUGCAACUAAAAAUUAUUGAGGUGAUUGUGCUCUGAUUGACUCUGUAGGUAAUAGUUUCCCUAAAUGACAUGAAAUAUUUGUCUCGUCCAUUCAUUCGGAUCAUUCUCAACGGUUGUUUUCUGUUUUCAUUCACUUAAAAUCUUCGUUUGGAGAAUCUUCCCUGAUGGAAGUGAUGAGGCAUAUUGAUGUUUCUCUUGUGUUAAUAUCCUUUAUGGAAUCCUAGUCAAUCUCGUGAUUAAAUGCUUGAAUAAAUGCGUCAUUUGGGAAAAUUCACUCUGCCUUAUCGCUUGCCUGGGAAAAAUCAAUGGGCACACUUUGGUGUGUGAUUAUCAAGCGCUUCAACAGUCCUUUAGUGGGGAAAGACUUAAUCCUCGUAUCUUCUUUGUUCAUAAAUAGUAAGGGUUUUUCAUCCAUCAAUAAAAAAAAAAAAGGCAUUCUGUUGUCACUUACUGAAAAUGUACUAGAAAUGGUGAUGUGAUUUCGACCUGCCAUCACGCCUGUUCUGUCUCCAAUACUCUGCUUUGACAGAGCAGGUAACCAAUGAGGCGCAGUCACUACAUGAUAAAAUUCAAUAAUUAUUCAGAAGCCAAAAUAAUGUAUAGAUGUUAAAGGAUUUUCUGUAUUCUACGCUAUUUAGGGCCGAUAUUUGACAUACAGUGAAUUAAUAUCGUAAUAUCAUAGUAUCUUUCCAUUAUCUCAAGCCUUUCCAAGUGUUUCUUACCUACCCAGAUAAUCUUUCCAGGUCCCCAUGCACACAACCCCCCAGAUGAUUCACAAACUCGGAUAGAAAAUGUGCAACCAGUGUAUCAAGAACAUGCGCAAUCUUUGGCCCCAGAUAAUCCCCUUUUCUUGCUUCAAAUAGCCCUUACAAAAUUAUUAUUAUUAUUAUUAUUAUUAUUGCUCAUGGGCAUUAAUUUAACAAAAAAAAAAGGCAGCCAUCCGAUCUUAUCCUUUGAAUUUGUUCUUCUGAAAUAAUUCAUAACCAUCCGAUCUUCUUACAUUCGGGGUUGACUUUGGUUUUAGAGAUCUCAUCAACAAUCCCUGGCUAGUCGAUGUUCUAAUCCUUUGAACAUGAUGCUCUUACCUAAUAAUUCAUAGGUUUCAUCGAUCAGUUCCUUUCUCUUUUGGGUUGGUUUUAUUUUCACAGAUUUCAUCGAUCAGUUCCUUUCUCUUCCCUCCAGGAAUUCGAGAUAUCUGGCGGCUAUGAGACAGUCGUGGAGUGCAUGAAAGAUGUUGAAGCGGAUGAAUCAAUAAGGUCUCCUUUAAAUACAAUCACAUAUAGUUACUCCAUUGCUCUUUAUAGCACUCUUCUAUGGUGUUCUUGCCCGGCGCUUAUCCCCCGUCUCCAGGACCAAUCUGAAUGGCGCUCCUGGUUCACAGGCUCAAGUGUGGGGAGUUCCUGCUCCUGCUUCUCGGGCAGGUGAACGGGAGGGCCGAGCCGCCCUUCGCCGCCAUGCACGGCAACCUGACGCGGCUCGUGGGUGAGAAGUGCGCGUCCCUGAUGUGGGCUGCGAGCCAGUUCGGCUCCACUCUCGAUCCGGAGCAGCGGCAGAUGGCCCUCAGCAUCCAGGCCCGGAGAGUCCUCGAAGCCCUGGAGACGUAG